CACUGCUGCCAUUGGGGUGCAAACCAUUGUUUCUACAUCAGUGGCCACCUGGUCAGAGUCCACAAGGGCUAGACCAGAGCUUGAUUUCCUCCCGGCCAUGGAAUCGUCCAGUCCUUACGUGGACCCCAGCUCAAGCACAGAGACAGGCACUGGCCCUUCCCCGAGUUCUACUGCUGUCACUGGGGGGUCGGGGACACAAGUCACCACUUCUAGCAGAAUACCCAGCCCAGGCCUUGCUCAGUCCACAGGGUCCUCAGACAUCAGCAGGCCUUCCGCACCCCCCGCCAUGAUAGAAUCUGAAAGAAAGCCCAUUGCCUUGCAGACCGGUCCUCCCGGGACUCCGACCCUGGAUGCACUUCCCUCGGACAGAUCAGCCACAGUCCCCUGGGCGGGGACCCACUCUGCGGUGACUCAGGGAUUUGCACAGGCAGAGAUGACCAGUCCCCGGAGCAGAGGUACCGAGGCUGUGACGCAGGUGAGCCCUCCCUCUGCGGAAGAGGCCGGCCCUGCCACAGCCUCAUGGUCCCCUGUCCCAUCCACAUUCCAAGGUCAUAGCACCUCCUCUCUAUCGAUGAGUUCAGGGCUCCCCACCACCCCAAGCCUGGAAAGUGGAGCCGGUGCUCCUCAGCGUUUGAGCCACACCUCGGCAGACAUACUGGCCACUUCAGAAGCCACUACCUGUACAGAGCAACUUCAUCCUUCUACACCCACAGCAGUGACCAAUGUGGGGAUCGCCGGUCCUAGGCAGGAACCACAUUCCUCUGUCCCAACUGACUCGGAGCCAGCCAAAGCCACGUCUCCAGUGGUUGCCACCUCUACCAGGGCGGAGGCCACGGUCCCCACACCCAUGUCCAGCGUCUCUGAGCCUGAGACAAGUCCCUCCUGGACCCCUGGAAUGAGAGCCAUGGGCCCCUUUUAGGGAGACCAGCUCAUCCACAGAGCUAACCUCUGUCCUUCCUGGGGUGAGCUCCGGUGCCACUACUCAGGUCUCCAGCACAGAAGUCACCUCCUCUCGUGGGAUACUCACCCCGCGCUCUGCCCAGUCUGCAAAGUCACCACGCAUCUCCGCAGAGACCAUCACUGGGCUUUUGACUUCCUCUGUUGUGACAGAAUCGGCAGAAAUAACUGGCACCACUCAAACGGA
Manis pentadactyla (Chinese pangolin) is the source of this 1144-nucleotide messenger RNA. RefSeq names its product mucin-16-like. The record is from RefSeq and is a predicted model, not a curated record. Lineage: Eukaryota; Metazoa; Chordata; Mammalia; Pholidota; Manidae. The transcript has a single exon. Bases 98 to 919 code for a protein of 273 amino acids.